Cynara cardunculus var. scolymus (artichoke) is the source of this 956-nucleotide messenger RNA. RefSeq names its product glucose and ribitol dehydrogenase-like. Lineage: Eukaryota; Viridiplantae; Streptophyta; Magnoliopsida; Asterales; Asteraceae. Gene Ontology annotation, molecular function: oxidoreductase activity. The coding region runs from base 3 to 956 and encodes 317 amino acids. The transcript is spliced from 5 exons. The record is from RefSeq and is a predicted model, not a curated record.
UGAUGAAUAUCGGCUCUCUUGUUGAAAGGCGUCGUUGCUCUGCUUUUCCCACCCUGAAGGUGAAGGCAAUUGGGAAGGAAGAACAUAGUGAACCACGAUUCCCACCACAACAUCAAGAAACACAGCCAGGAAAAGAGUAUCUCAUGAAGCCUCUUCCUCAAUUCAGUAACCCAAAUUACAACCCAUCUGACAAACUCCGCGGAAAGGUGGCUUUAGUGACCGGAGGAGAUUCAGGUAUCGGAAGGGCCGUUUGCUACGCCUUUGCUAAAGAGGGUGCAACUAUAGCCUUCACGUAUGUCAAGGGUGAUGAGGACAUAGAUGCCACCCACACCUUGAAGAUCAUCAAAGAGGCAAAAACGAGCGAGUCAAAUGAUCCAAUGGCAAUACCAACCGAUCUUAGAUACAACAAGAAUUGUCAAAACGUUGUUGAUGAGGUCAUUGCGAAAUAUGGGCGCAUUGAUGUCCUGAUUAACAAUCCAGCCGUGCAGUACGAAACAUAUUCUUUAGAAGAUAUAACGGAGGAUAGGCUUGAAAGGGUGUUUAGGACCAACGUUUUCUCUUAUUUCUUCAUGACAAGGCAUGCUAUCAAGCACAUGAAACAAGGAAGCAGCAUCAUAAACACCACGUCGGUGUUAGCGUACACAGGAAGCCCAAAGUUUCUUGACUACGGAUCAACGAAGGGAGCCGUCGUGUCUUUCACAAGGGGUCUAUCACAAAAGCUAGUCAACAAGGGGAUUCGAGUCAAUGGUGUCGCACCAGGCCCUGUGUGGACGCCGUUGCAAGUUGCAGCACUAGAUGAUGAGGAUAUAGUAAUAUUUGGGUCAGAGGUGCCCAUGGAUAGGGCUGCUCAGCCUUACGAGAUUGCUCCAUCGUAUGUGUUCCUUGCAUCCGCAGACUCUUCCUACUAUACUGGCCAAGUUCUUCACCCUAAUGGUGGAGAAAUCGUCAAUGCUUAG